CAUAUGGAACAUAUACUGAAAUGGGAACUAAGUUAUCACGUGGCCGUCAGAGCACGCACCUUGCUCCCUAUGCAGCACCAUUCACAUGCUCUGCCUCUGACGCACGUGUUUCCUUCUCUCAUAGAAUAUUUAAUGUGACUCGUCUAUUAAAACGGGGGAUAGAAAUUAAGCACUAAGCAUUUUUCCUGCGUGCACGACGCAAUUUUGUUUCUACUGUGCAUUUUAAUGUAACAAUGUCGUUCUUUCCGCACCUUUUCUUCAGACACGCAUUAUGGUGUGCAAUCAAGCAAAGUACUUGCAUUACAUGGACAAGCUCAUUUUAGUGGACAAAAAGCGAAUUAAGGUGUACGACAAAUUCGAAGAUUUGAUAAACGACCCAAAGUCACCGCAAAACUUCCGUGAAGCUCUUCAAGGUCGAACGACACGCCUCCUCACAAAAAAUGAAACAUACGCUGAGAAAAUGGAAGAAAACGACGUAGUUGGAAGGAUAACUGGGGAAGAGUUGGGACAGUCAAGCAAGACAGGAUGGUGGUUGCUGUGUAGCCUCCUCCGCCUCACAGAAUGGCCUGCAGUCACGGGAGUCCUCAUGUUCGUAGCAGCUGCCUGUGCCUUUGCUACACAGCAGCUGUGGAUCAAGUGGGGUACGGAUGCAGCGGCAGAUGGCGGUACUACCGCCCUUCCCUCUGCGCAGCUCCCCUGGGUGCCAAUUCUCGUGGCACUGUGCUUGGUAGACGUGGCCUUCCGUGUCGCUGGAAGUAUGCUGUUAGCCCUGUCUGCGCAGCGUCUUUCUCGGUCACUGCACAACGACAUGCUGGGUCACGUGCUGCAGAGCCCAGUUACCUUCUUCGACGAGUCGCCCCGGGGCCGCAUCCUGAACCGCUUCUCUGCCGACAUUGAUUACGCUGACUCACGCGCUUUCCUCAGUGGCAAGCAGAGUGUUCAGAACACGCUCCUCACCUUCGCCAAGAUCGCCAUUGUUGGCACGCAGGCGCCCGUUGUGGUCGGCAUCACACUUCUUGUCGCCGUGCUGGUAUGCUACGGACUGUUUGCCGCCGUGCGGGCAUCGCACCACUGCCGCUACUUCGAGAGCCUGGCCAUGUCCCGCUUACUGCAGCACGCGACCGAAACCGUGGAUGCACUGAGUAGCGUCCGGUCAUACGGCGUGGCGGACAGGUUUGCGAGCCACUUCUACCGCCUGACAGACGAGGUCAUGCGGGGCUACGAUUGCUUCGGAGCCACUUACGCAUUCGUGCGCACGGUGACGGCUGUGGCUGGAUUCGUGGUUGUCAUGUGCACCCUGCUAACCACCGUCGUCUUCGCUGGCCCCGGUGGACCUGACCCAGGCAGUCUAGGCCUGGCGCUCAGCUCUGCGUGCUCGGUUCCUCUGUCGCUGAUGUCACUGUGCGUGAUGCUGUUCAACGUUCUUCAAAUGAUUGUCUCCUUCGAACGCUGUGUGGAGUACACUGAGCUCCCUCCAGAGAGUGACGUCCCGAGAAAGACCAAUGAGAGAAAAGUGCCACCAAUGGAGUCCCUGGCUGGUUGGCCAAGUGCCGGAAUGAUUCAGUUGCAAAAUUACUCGGCUUCGUAUCGCCCUGGUGUACUUCCCGACGUACUCAAGGACGUCACAUUCGUCGUCAAGCCUGUAGAAAAGGUAGGAGUGGUGGGCCGCACCGGUGCUGGCAAGUCCUCCCUUGUUCUCGCACUUCUGCGCAUGCUCAGGCCGUCCGAAGGCCAAAUCCUCAUCGAUGGCGUCAACAUCGCUAACGUGCCACUUCGCAAGCUGCGCAGGAGUAUCACCGUCAUCCCACAGACGCCCGUCCAUGUCGAGGUCAUGGGCGAGCCCAGAUGCGUGCCCGCGCGCUCGCUGUACCAGCCGUGCCGGUUCCACCAGGAGUGCAACCACACCAUCAGUGCGAUGCGCUGCGUAGAGAGUCUGUGCCUGUGCCCGACGCCCUUCGAGUCCACAGCCAAAGGAGGAUGCACCGCGCUGCUUAGUGCAGUAGCAUAG
Molecule: messenger RNA, 2008 nt
Organism: Dermacentor silvarum
Lineage: Eukaryota; Metazoa; Arthropoda; Arachnida; Ixodida; Ixodidae
Product: ATP-binding cassette sub-family C member 2
Exons: 11
Coding region: 272-2008 (578 amino acids)
Biological process (GO): transmembrane transport
Cellular component (GO): membrane
Molecular function (GO): ABC-type transporter activity; ATP binding; ATP hydrolysis activity
Source: RefSeq, a predicted model, not a curated record